Messenger RNA from Brassica rapa (field mustard), 1897 nucleotides. Its product is annotated as acyl-CoA-binding domain-containing protein 6. The record is from RefSeq and is a predicted model, not a curated record. Gene Ontology annotation, molecular function: protein binding. Lineage: Eukaryota; Viridiplantae; Streptophyta; Magnoliopsida; Brassicales; Brassicaceae.
CAAAUUAUCAUAUACUCGAAGAUGAUUCAAUCUCACUCCCACAUUCCUUUCACCUUCUCCGGCUCCGAUACCAUUCGCUCUCUCCGGCGGCUCUGCCUAUCGCCGCCAUUUAGAUUGAGAUCGUAGCUCAUCUCAUAACUUAUCUAAAAAUUAGAAGACUUAGAAGCUGUGACGUGUGGCAAUGGAAGAGAUCAGGAAAGAGAUAGACGUCGGUGACUGGCAUUCGAAUCUCCCCCACGACGAGUGGACGCCGCUCACUGUUCCUGGCUCACGAGCAUCGGCUCGGUACAAGCAUGCGGCGGUGGCUGUUGAUGAGAAGCUCUACAUUGUCGGUGGAAGCCGUAACGGCCGAUACUUAUCUGAUGUCCAGGUGUUUGAUCUUAGAAGUUUGACUUGGGAUAGUUUUAAACUGAUAACUGGAGACGGUGAUGGUAGCUUAGGGGAAGCUUUUCCUGCUAUUUCAGAUCACCGCAUGAUUAAGUGGGGAAACAGGCUUCUCCUGAUCGGUGGAUACUCCAAGAAUCAAUCAGAUAACAUGUCAGUGCGGUUCAUUGAUUUGGAAACGCAUCUGUGUGGAGUCGUUGAUGCCUCCGGGAAUGUUCCGGUAUCACGCGGUGGACAUUCCAUUACGCUGGUAGGUUCCCGAGUUUUUGUGUUUGGUGGGGAAGAUAAGAAAAGGAGGCUCCUGAAUGAUCUGCAUGUUCUUGAUCUCGAGACAAUGACUUGGGAUGUGGUUGAGACAUCGCAGACACGCCCAGUUCCCAGAUUUGACCACACAGCUGCUACGCAUUCCGAUCGUUACCUUUUGAUUUUUGGUGGUUGUUCUCAUUCUAUCUUCUUUAAUGAUCUUCAUAUCCUCGACUUGCAAACUAUGGAGUGGUCACAGCCUCAUGUUCAGGGAGAUGAUGUAACUCCUCGGGCAGGACACGCAGGAAUAACCAUUGACGAAAACUGGUUUAUAGUUGGGGGUGGUGAUAACAGUACCGGUUGUUUAGAGACACUUGUUCUAAAUAUGUCGAAGCUGGUUUGGUCUACAUCAACACAUGUAGGAGCAAGGCAUCCACUUGCUAGUGAGGGUCUUAGUGUGUGCUCAGCAUCAGUAUUUGGAGAGAACAUCUUAGUAGCUUUUGGCGGCUAUAACGGGAAGUAUAACAAUGAUAUAUUCGUCAUGAGACUAAAGCCCGGAGAACCAUCCUCGCAUCCCAAAAUCUUCAAGUCACCAGCAGCCGCUGCAGCUGCGGCCUCUGUCACUGCUGCUUAUGCCAUAGCCAAGUCAGAUAGUUCAGACUUUCCUCCACCACCUGCAAACCCAACUCUCAACGGAACAGGAAACAGCUUCUCUGGGAGUAAUAUCAGAAACACAAUCGAUUCCAUUAAAGAAGAAAAAAGAACUCUGGAGUCAUCUGUUGCAGAAACCCAAGUAGAAAACUCGAAGCUUAGGGAAAAGAUAGAUGAAGUUAAUAGCACCCACGCUGAACUAUCUCAAGAACUCCAAUCUGUACAAGGUCAACUUAUCUCAGAGAGGUCAAGAUGCUUUAAACUUGAGGCACAAAUAGCAGAACUGCAGAAAGCAUUGGAGUCAGGACAAUCCAUUGAAGCUGAAGUUGAGAUGCUUAGAAAACAGAAGUUAGCAGCGGAUGAAAGAGAAGACGGGACCGUGAAAAAGCAAGGCUGGGGCUGGGGUGCUAGGUAGAGAUCCCACUCAAUACAUACAUUUGAAGAAUGCUCAACGUUCGAAUCCAACAUUGGUUUAUAAUACUACUUUUGAGAGUGAGAGUGUGGGGAUAUAAGUUAUUUUUUUCUAUCUAUUACAAAAGAUUCAGAAUCAAUUUGUUUGUUAUGAAUGUGUUUUUUUUUUCACCCUCAUCUUAAAUAAAGAACUACAUUUUGCUGAUAA